CAGCACAGUCCACUUGUCAGUGAAUGUGAAAGUGACAUUCAUCUGAUGGUCGGAGGAUAAUUGGCGAUAUGGCGGGAUAUUGGACUGAUAAAAUAGAGUGUUGAGCCCCUGGGGCUGCCCCCACGGCUGCAAGCAGCGGUUGAGUGCUGGGGAACAGGCGUUCAUCCGGUGGGACUUGCCUCGGCUGGACCUUGUUCGCUACGUCAGAACAACAACACAGAUAACGAUAAGACACCUCGCGCAUUCCACGGGCGAGUACCUGCGGAUCCGCAAGUAGGACUGGGACAGCCGCAACGCAGGAAAUGCCACGGGAAUAGGGGUUUUACAUCGUGGAUGAGGCUGGAUCUGAGAAGUUGGAGUUUCUGCGGAUAUUGCUCCGGCAAUUGCUCCAGUCAAUGCAACACGCGACAGUCAGGAGCUUCGGGCAGCCUUCAUAACGACACUUCGCACCCAAACGCCCCGACUGCCACGGCGCUGGAGACGUUUCGAGGAACAGCGGGCCGCGGGGAUGGCGAGAGCAUUGCGAGACAGCUGAGGGGGGAAAUGCGCGCAAUCUCAUUGGGCCGCAAGCCAGACAUGUGCAACACAGGGCUGUUCACGUCAGUGGUGGUUAGGGCUGGAGUGCUGGUCUCUUUGUACUGCGGGGAAAACAGGAUGGCCAACCACAAGAAUGAGGGGGAACGGCACUGGACUCUGGACUUGGGCCGGACACCUGAUGCCACUGAAGCCACCGACUCAACACCUUCUCACUUUAUCCACAUCCUUCGUUUGGUUGUGAAUCUGCUGGUUGUGGUCUGAGCUGUUUGGGCCUCCCCCAGUGCUCCACCCCUCCCACGGCCACUAACCGAUAUCGCUCGCGGCCCACCUGGGCACUGUUGCUCGCGACCCAGACUUGGCGCCGUCGUCCGCAUUGCGUGAGAGGACGC
Molecule: messenger RNA, 926 nt
Organism: Lindgomyces ingoldianus
Lineage: Eukaryota; Fungi; Ascomycota; Dothideomycetes; Pleosporales; Lindgomycetaceae
Exons: 2
Coding region: 334-798 (154 amino acids)
Source: RefSeq, a predicted model, not a curated record